AUGGAAGCAAGAGAGGAGGAUAUAAUCCCCACCCAAGCCUCAAAACUGGAAACCCAAACGAUUAUCGAUUUCGCAUCCUCUCUUCCAUCGGUGAACUCACAGAGGCGAUUUCUGAUGGAUUCGUCUGCUUCCAAAACUCAUCAUGAAGGAGACAGAGAUGAAGUUCAUAACCAAGAACAAGAGCCCUUGACACAAGAAUCGUUGAGAGGGGCAAAAGGAAACAAACCACUGGUACUGGAUCAGAUGUUGAGGUCCCAAUGA
Molecule: messenger RNA, 261 nt
Organism: Arabis nemorensis
Lineage: Eukaryota; Viridiplantae; Streptophyta; Magnoliopsida; Brassicales; Brassicaceae
Source: the annotation of a GenBank genome assembly